AUGGGUGACUGCAAUUAUUGCAGUAAAUGCAGCUGGAUGGGCCUUACCUCCCCAGAUGAUUCUUGCGCCAGAAAAUCACCAAUCUUGUUGCGGGCUAAGCCCAUAUUGCUGACUCAGCUUCGCUCUCGUCUUCUGAUUGGUCUAUUUGUUGUUUAUCACAUGACUCCUGUUGAUACAGCUCGCGUGCCUUUCUCUUCCUUUCUUCCUUCCCCAGCGAAUCCUUUUUAUGAGCUCCUAGUUUCUAGACAGCAAGGCUUUGGCCCUUCACAUUAG
This is a messenger RNA of Rasamsonia emersonii CBS 393.64, 273 nucleotides long. RefSeq lists its product as uncharacterized. The record is from RefSeq and is a predicted model, not a curated record. NCBI's taxonomy places the organism in Eukaryota, Fungi, Ascomycota, Eurotiomycetes, Eurotiales, Trichocomaceae. The coding region runs from base 1 to 273 and encodes 90 amino acids. The transcript has a single exon.